This is a messenger RNA of Aedes albopictus (Asian tiger mosquito), 822 nucleotides long. RefSeq lists its product as uncharacterized. The record is from RefSeq and is a predicted model, not a curated record. Gene Ontology annotation, biological process: DNA integration. Gene Ontology annotation, molecular function: nucleic acid binding. Bases 1 to 822 code for a protein of 273 amino acids. The transcript has a single exon. NCBI's taxonomy places the organism in Eukaryota, Metazoa, Arthropoda, Insecta, Diptera, Culicidae.
AUGGGUGACCUGCCACACCACCGAGUUAACCCGUCUCCACCCUUCAGCAGGACAGGUAUCGAUUACGCUGGCCCAUUUUUCAUUCGCCAGGGGGUGCGAGGUGCAACGAAGAUCAAGGCAUAUGUGGCACUAUUUAUUUGCUUGAGCACAAAAGCCAUUCAUUUGGAGCUAGUGUUGAAUCUUUCUACGGAGGCCUUCCUAGCAGCCUUGCAACGCUUCGUUGGUCGUCGCGGUGUGCCGGAAUUGUUGAUGUCGGACAACGCUACCAAUUUCAAGGGUGCCUGUAACGAAUUGCAUCAGUUGUAUGAGCUGUUCCAUUCUGAUGAAGAAUUGAAAGUCAUCGAACGAUACUGCGCAUCCAAGGAAAUCCGGUGGUCCCUUAUCCCACCACGGACCCCCAACUUUGGUGGAGUUUUGGAAGCAGGAAUAAAGGCCGCCAAGAAUCGCUUGAAGAUCGUACUGUACGAGGCAGCCAUGAAUUUCGAAGAAAUGACAACUGUGUUGGUGCAGGUGGAGGCCAUACUCAAUUCGAAACCUCUAACUCAGAUUUCGAAUGAUCCCUGCGACUAUACUGCAUUGACACCUGGUCAUUUUUUGGUUGGAAGGGAAUUGACUGCGGUACCUGAGCCUGGAUACGGAUCGUUUCGUGUGUCGUCCCUUACACGCUGGCAACACGUCCAGAAACUGAAGCAGGAUUUCUGGGCAAGAUGGUCUGCUGAAUACCUGUGUGAGUUACAACCACGAGGAAAAUGGUUCAAAGGGAAGCUGAUGUUGAAGCCCGGUAUGCUGGUGGUCCUACGCGAGGAUAACAUCAUAGACUAA